UUUAAUUUGAUCAACUUUUACAUUUUUUUAGGAGGCCAUCUUGCUUUGGGUGAGAGAGGGUAGGUGUGGUACAGUCAACCUGGCCAAUCGCUGUAUUUUUAUUUGUUAAAUAAAAAUAGGAACGAGUUCACAUAAUUGUAAAAAUCAGUACUUCUACUUUGAAGUCUUUAAAACACGCAUCUGUAGCUCCAACAUCAUGUCGUGGCCGGUAGGCAUUUCUUUAUUUUUUCCCGUAGUUUUAUGUGAUCUCCCGCCUUGAGGCGCAUACCGUGGGACGGUGCAUCCACCCAGGCUGCCCCACCGCGUCGUCACAAGGUCCAACCGCCUUCGCCGGCCCCCUCCCUCCCCUCCCAGUCCAAGUUCACCUCCCCUUUCCUCACUAGCCCACUCCUGACUCUUCACCUCACUCCGUCCCGCGGCCACUUCCACUCGAGUGGAUUCAUGCUCGGCCCUCGCCCGCCAUGCAGAACAACCACGCCAAGGAGCACCUCUACAAGAUCCUGGUCAUAGGAGACCUGGGCGUGGGCAAGACCAGCAUCAUCAAGCGCUAUGUGCACCACAACUUCAGCCCAAACUACAGAGCCACAAUCGGGGUGGACUUUGCCCUCAAAGUGCUCAACUUGGACCAGGAGACUGUGCGCCUCCAGCUGUGGGACAUCGCAGGUCAAGAGAGAUUUGGCAACAUGACCCGCGUGUACUACCGCGAGGCAAUGGGCGCCUUCAUAGUGUUCGAUGUGACAAGGCCCGCCUCCUUUGAGGCAGUCACCAAAUGGAAGGAGGACUUGGAUUCUAAAGUGACACUAGCCAAUGGGAAGCAUGUGGCCACGGUGCUCCUGGCUAACAAAUGUGACCAGGGACGCGAUGUACUCACCAAUAAUGGAAUAAAGAUGGAGCAGUUCUGCCAGGAGAAUGGCUUUGUGGGAUGUUUUGAGACAUCGGCUAAGGAAAACAUCAACAUUGACGAGGCAGCUAACUGCUUGGUGAAACACAUAAUUUCCAGUGAGAACGACAUGCUCCAAUCGGAGGUCCAGGAUACCAUCACCCCCCAGUUAGAUACGGACAAAGGCGGGACAUGCUCCUCCUGCUUCAGAUCGCAGUAAUGGCUCCAGGCGCGUGGGCGACCUCGUGUACAUUACUCCACACAAAGUUGGUGUGUUUGCAGAGAGCUUGUUGAUGCUUCCCCCUCCCCGAUAGCUCGUUUUGGCUGCAGGUGGGCUAGAGCUGCAGGAAUGGACGGAUGCAAAGAAAGAUGGUGAAAGAACAAUAGACCAGGCUGCGUGUGCCUGUCAAAGACAAUGUCACUCAUGUCUUUUGCACUCCCGCUUCUGUAACCAUGGAGACGCAGUUACUCAAUGAACACAUGCACAGAGCGAGUGCAGCAAAUGAGAGAAUAUCUUUGCUAAAGGUUCAGGUCUUCAAUCCGUGUUGGGUGUCACUUCUUUUGACCUUUCCAUCGCAGUCUCUCACCCACUCUUUGGUUUUCUUUACUCGAUUGUUUUGUCUCUUUAUCUUUUCCGUCCCCUUUCUACUGACUGCAAAUAGAGAAUGUUCAAUAUUUCCUUUGCGAUGAUCCAAAGCAGCUCUGCUCCAAAUUCAACAAAACUACAGUGGAUAAGUAAUAUAUUAUGUCAUAUUUUGAAAAGAGGCUCCAGUCUGCAACUGCUGGCCUUUCUUACCAAAUCAACAAUCACACGUGUGUAAUUACAGCGGCCUUUUUAAAAAUCGAGUUUUACCAAAUAUUUUAUUUAUAAAUGCAAUUAGAGGAAUAUGAAAACAUUCAUAAUAUUUUUAUACUCAGGAUAGAUUUUAACAUACUGUAUAUUCAAAAUUUAAUAACAAUGCCUUGUGUUUUUCAAGAAUGUGAAAUAUAACCAAGAUAAACAUAUUUUAUUUUGAUCUGCUGAUCUACAGUAUAUAUAUAUAUAUUAUAUAUUAUAUAUAUUUAUAUAUAUAUAUAAUAUUGCCAAUGUCCAUAAUUUGUAACAUUUCUAAUUAUGUGAUGAAUGAUUA
Phycodurus eques (leafy seadragon) is the source of this 2010-nucleotide messenger RNA. RefSeq names its product RAB38a, member RAS oncogene family (gene rab38a). Gene Ontology annotation, biological process: vesicle-mediated transport. Gene Ontology annotation, cellular component: Golgi apparatus; trans-Golgi network; vesicle. Bases 462 to 1100 code for a protein of 212 amino acids. The transcript is spliced from 3 exons. NCBI's taxonomy places the organism in Eukaryota, Metazoa, Chordata, Actinopteri, Syngnathiformes, Syngnathidae. The record is from RefSeq and is a predicted model, not a curated record. Gene Ontology annotation, molecular function: GTPase activity; GTP binding.